Scomber japonicus (chub mackerel) is the source of this 5882-nucleotide messenger RNA. It is a transcript of the gene lrig1, whose product is annotated as leucine-rich repeats and immunoglobulin-like domains 1. Bases 680 to 3919 code for a protein of 1079 amino acids. The transcript has 18 exons. The record is from RefSeq and is a predicted model, not a curated record. Lineage: Eukaryota; Metazoa; Chordata; Actinopteri; Scombriformes; Scombridae. Gene Ontology annotation, molecular function: protein binding.
AGGAGGGGGGAGUCUAUUUUGCUAUUAAUCGGAUCGUCGAGAUUUUGUGACCACAGACUGCACCUGAUAAACUGUUGGUUGAGCUUUUGAGGAGAAGUGUGUAUCUCAAAGUUGGAUUUAUGCAGCUAACAGCGGCGAAGCGCUGGGGAGAUUGGGACGAUAUGCAGCGCUCGGCUUGAGAGACCAACGCUGGAGGUUUUUUCUGGCACUGCGGCUCAAAAACUUAUUCGUUCAACUUCAACUUUGUGGUGGACAUUUAAUACCUCUCAGAAGUCACUGUUUUGCUAAGUUUUAAACAGUUUUGCUGCUGUUUUCGUCUACCAACGCUUACUGUGAGAGUUAUUCGGACGCACUGUGUCCUUUAACAUUUUUUUUUUCUUGUUGCAUGUUUUCAAACAUGUCAUGAAAAGUAGUGGUCCUUUCGAGAAAGUAGUGUUUAACCUUUUAUGGACACACUCCUGCAACAUAAUUUUACACCCAGGGCGACGUGUAAAUGUACUUACUUUGACUUAACGCUGGUUAAUCUGUGAAGCACCUUUGAUUUUAGCCCGCGUUGGACACCAGAGGAGAAAGUUGGACUGCGAACUUGUGUCCUAAAUGACUGUUACUGGGAUGGAAAACGUUUCACUACACCCCAGCUGUUCGCGUUAACCCCUCUGCAUCACAAGAAGACAAAUUAAUGUGCUAUAAAAGGCAUUCAAAUCUUUCCGAAGCUCCAUUAAUAUUCCAGUUUGGGGGUACGAGGAGAGAGCUCAGCGGCCGCGCUAUUAAAACUGGAUACAAAAUGGCGGCGUCCCCGGGACGAUUUGGAUAUGUUUCUCGUUGUGUUUUUUAUUUAAUUUUGUCGCUCGAACUGUAUAUCAGUUAUGGAUUGAGUUCAGAUGUACCUUGUGCCCAGAACUGUACCUGCAGCGGAGAUUCAGUGGACUGUAGUAACCUGGAGCUGACAGCUACGCCUGUGGACCUUCCAGUCCGGACUGUUUCCUUAAAUCUCGGCUACAACAAGCUGACUGCCAUCAACGUAGAAUCCUUUGCCAAUCUUCCCAACUUACGAGAACUACGGCUGGACCACAAUGAGCUGACCUCCAUACCAGAUUUAGGAUCGGCCACUUCCAGGAUUGUAUCUCUCUACCUACAUCAUAACAAGAUCCGCAGUAUCGACGGCAGACGGACCAGAGAACUUGUUUCCGUGGAAACCCUGGACCUGAGCAAUAAUGACAUCACCGAGCUACGAGGGCACUGCUUUCCUGCAGGCCUUCAAAUCAGAGACCUGUAUCUAAGCAACAACAAGAUCAGCGUGUUGGAGCUGGGAGCCCUGAACCAUCUGGGCUCCACUCUACAGGUCCUGAGACUGAGCCGAAACCGCAUCAGCCAGAUCCCCGUGAAAGCCUUCCAGCUCCCGAGGCUCACCCAGCUUGAAUUGAACAGGAAUCGUAUUCGUCAGGUGGAUGGUUUGAACUUCCAGGGUCUGUCCAGCCUGGAGGUGCUCAAGCUGCAAAGAAACAGCAUCAGCAAGCUAACGGACGGAGCUUUCUACAACCUCGCCAAGAUGAAAGUUCUUCACCUGGACUACAACAUCCUGACGGAGGUGAACAGCGGCUCCCUGUACGGUCUCUCUUCCCUUCAGCAACUUUUCCUCAGCAACAACUCCAUAGGCCGCAUCAAUCCCGACGGGUGGAAGUUCUGCCAGAAGCUGAGGGAACUGAAUCUGUCGUACAACAACUUGACUCGUCUGGAUGAAGGCAGUCUGGCCGUGCUGGGGGAUCUCCACACCCUGCGUCUGGGGCACAACUCCAUCAGCCACGUCACCGAGGGGGCUUUCAGAGGCCUCAAGGCCGUACGCGUCCUGGAGCUGGACCAUAACGACAUCUCAGGCACAAUAGAGGACACCAACGGGGCCUUCUCCGGAUUGGACAGCCUCAACAAGCUGACUCUGUUUGGAAACAAGAUCAAGUCGGUGGCCAAAAAAGCCUUCUCUGGCCUGGAGACCCUGGAACACCUGAACUUGGGAGAGAAUGCGAUUCGUUCCAUCCAGCCCGAUGCCUUCAGUAAGAUGAAGAGCCUCAAAAGCCUCGUCAUUCAGAGCGACAGCUUCCUGUGUGACUGCCAGCUCCACUGGCUGCCCGAAUGGUUGGAUACACGUGGCUUGAGGGCGGGGGUCAAUGCCACCUGCGCCCACCCAGAGAGCCUUAAGGGAACCAGCAUCUUCCAGGCUCCUCCCAGCAGCUUUGUGUGUGACGACCUUCCUAAGCCCCAGAUCACGGUGCAGCCGGAAACCUCGGUGACGGUCCUCGGUAGUGACGUGCGUCUCACCUGCACGGCCGCCAGCAGCAGCUCCUCCCCCAUGCAGUUCGCGUGGCGCAAGGACCAGGAGUUGCUCCGCCACGCCGAGACAGAGAACUACGCCCACGUGCGCGCUCACCACCACGGCAGCACAUCUGAUACGAUGGGCGGAGGAGCAGGCGUGAUGGAGUACACCACCAUCUUGCACCUGCGGCACGUCACCUUCGCCCACGAGGGACGUUAUCAGUGCAUCAUCACCAACCACUUUGGCUCCACCUACUCCAGCAAGGCCCGCCUCAUCGUCAACGUUCUCCCCUCCUUCGUGAAGACCCCCAGGGACAGCACCAUCAGGACGGGCAACACAGCCAGGCUGGAGUGCGCCGCCGAGGGUCACCCGUCGCCGCAGAUCGCCUGGCAGAAGGACGGGGGCACGGAUUUCCCUGCCGCACGCGAGCGCCGGAUGCACGUCAUGCCCGACGACGACGUCUUCUUCAUCAUGGACGUCAAGCCGGAGGACAUGGGCGUGUACAGCUGCACCGCCAAAAACACAGCGGGGACCGUCUCUGCCAACGCCACCCUCACCGUACUGGAAACCCCCCACCUGGCCCAGGAACUGGAUGAUCACAACGUGGCCGUCGGGGACACGGUGGCGCUGCAGUGCAAAGCCCUGGGCAGCCCGCCGCCCCGCAUCACCUGGCUGCGCAACGACCAGCCGCUGCACCCCUCUGACAGACACCACUUCACCCCGGGAAACCAGCUGCUGGUCAUCGGCUCGGCCUCUCUGGAGGACGCCGGCCGCUACACCUGCCUCAUGUCCAACACGCUGGGGACGGAGCGCGCUCACAGCCAGCUGGUGGUGACCCAGCGCCGCAGCCCCUGCGCCCCGCCGGCCGGGCUGAGCACGAUCACCAUAGGGAUAAUCGUCAUCGCCGUGGUCACGAGCAUCGUGGUGACUUCGCUGGUGUGGGUGUGCAUCAUUUAUCAGACUAGGAAGAAGAGCGAGGAGUGCAGCGUCACCAACACAGAUGAGACCAUCGUUCCCCCAGAUGUGCCCAGCUACCUCUCCUCUCAGGGCACUCUCUCCGAGAGGCAGGACGUGUGUAUCCGCGUGGAGGCCGGCGGCGGACCUCAGCCCAACGGACACAUCGUAGACACAACAGGUUUCGACGGCGCAGUGGUCUGUACGGACUGCAUGGAGAACGGCAACAGCUACUCCAAAGACUCCGACUACCUUAGCCACGGCUUCGGCCCCGCCGGUGGGAUGGAAUACCAGCAACACUCCGUCCCCCCACCCUAUUCUCACUGUCACCUGGCGGAGCAGCACGACAUGGGGCCACAUACGACCCUGCUGUGCAACGGGACGCCCAACGGGAUCCGGAAGGACAUUCAAGGAUCCACGUUUCCAAACAGCCACAAUGUGUUACAAAUGAACCAACAUGAUAGAAAAGUGAGCAGAGCGGGACAAACGCCGGCGUGCUCUCCAUCACAAGAGGAAUCCUUCCACAAGCCGGUGAAGCUGACGAGCCACCUUGACAGUGACUGUGAGCCUGAGCUCAGGCAGACUCUGCUGUCCAAUGGACACACCCUCAGAGCCUCUCAGCAUGAGAGCGCCCCCCUAAGGAGAGCCAGCGACUAGCAGGCGCUCCACUCAGCCCAAAAUCGUGGACUCGCAAGUAGCUGAGUGGACUUCUUGUCGUCGUCUUUUUUUUUUUUUUUGCACUGGGAAAUAAACUGCUACCUCAAUAUCGAGGCGAACGGUCCCGAGCCUCCCGGUGGUGGACUGUGAAAGGGAACGCCGGGAGUGGGGGAAAAAAGGGCAGGGGGCAUCCGGAGUUUUGAAGGUGGAGCUUGUGUGGGUGGCGUCCCAUCUGAGCGUAUCAGCUGUACAUAGUUAAAACCUUUCCUUGGGAGGUGACCAAUUAAAAAAAAAAAUUCUAGCUCCAGAAAAUGUGACUUGCAUUUGAAGCAUGUAAAUGUAGGGAAUUUUGUACAGUAUAUGUAUGCGCAGGGGGUAAAAAAAAGAAAUAUACCUUUGGACAUUUGACUGUACAUAAGAGUUUUCUUAUAUUAUAUAUUAUAUAACUUUUACAAAAGAGUAUUUGAAUUUUUUGUGCAUGACAAAGAAAGGAGUGAUGGUAUUUUUAUUUUUCUUCAAAAAAAACAGCCUUUUUCAGCUUUUACCAACGUUCAGCUGCGGUGCCUUAUUGCAUGAUCAAAGAAAACUCAACUUGUAAUAGCAUAUAACGAGAGACUUUUUGGUGAGAGAUACUGGUACACUCUUUAUAGCAAACAAAACACUUGAUUGCACUUGAAUGUUUGUUGUUUUGUUUUUGUUUUUUUUGUUUUUUGGGACAAAUGCUGCCAACCACGGCCUUACAGAAACACAAUUCACAUCCAUAGUUAAUGUAUGAAGGAAGAGCUUUGAUGUCAGAUGUCAUUUUCGGUACGUCAGAUGGUUCAAGACGGGAUGUUUUUGUGUUCGUCAGUUGAAGCACUUUUUUUAUACUCACUUCAUAAACGGGCAGAUGUUUUUUCAAUACCUGCCGACAGGAAUGCAGGAGACAUUCCACAUGUUUUGACAGAAAAGUGGACGGUAUAUUCUGUAACAUUAAGGCUCUUCCACCUGUUUGACUACACCACAAGUUCCUGCAAAGCUGCUCUGAUCCGUGUGGGAGAAAAAGAUUCCUCUCUGUGCUUUGACUGCGGUCGGUUUCUGGAUUUGUCCAAGAAAAGUGAGUUCAUAACCAAAUGUGGUCAAACAUCGAUGAUUUGGUGCUGCAGUGGUGUCUUAUAAAGCUGUCAAAGCCAGUAAUGAUCUCUCAGUAUGGAUGCAGGACACCUGUCAUGUGUUUUUCAUCCCAUUCACAUUAAAACGUACAAUCGUGUGUGCUCCAGCACUGAGCCGAAAGCUCAAUUAAACAAUCCAAAUGCUUUGAGUUUAAGAAAGAAAGGUGGGGAAUCAGGGAGAGUGACGUCAUUGUAUUAUGUCAUUAUGUCAUCAUGUUACUGCUGUAAUGUGCCUCAACAUCAACUGUUGUGCAUCACAAGCAAAAGGCCAGUAUACCACCUCAGUCAGAUCAACCACAUCCUAACAAUAGCCGAGUAACUUUCCCAUCUAAUGUCUCAUGUGUGAGGUAACUACAGGUGCACACUCAUGCUGUCAUUUCUAUUGUGAAACGUUGCUCUAACCAAACUUGGAGGAUAAAUGCGGCCAGACGCUGUGUCACAGUCCCGGAUACACUGGGUCACAUAUCAGCAGCUUUUCAAAGUAGUUACAUCUGAUGUAUGCAUGUGAUCCCAGGUGUGCCCUUGUCUGAACUGUGUUCUGUUACCAGUGGCUCUAUCAAGGUAAACCAGAGGACACGCUCCUCUAGUUACACCUGAUAGCACCUAUCAGAGAUGAUUUUACCAGCCAGACCAAUCAGAUCUCCCUGUUGGAAAACCAAUCCCAGUGUAGCAGGUAAAAGGGACGAGAGAGAGAGAGAGAGAGAGGUGCAGUUCAUGUUCUGAGUAAUUUAUUGAAACAAACUGUCUGAAACCAUUGUACCAAUGUCAAAGCUAAAACAGUGAAGUGUCUAACAUGGCAUUGAAGUGUCUAA